AUGGUCCUAAUUUCGUCCAAAACACUCAUUCAGGCACAUGCCGUGCUUCUAAUCGUCAUUGCUGGGUACCUCAUCAAGAGCCCCGAGGAUUUCCCUCCCGAAACAAGUCCUCUGACAUCCCCCUUCGUCUUUUGUGCUGUCUUGCUCGCCGCCGAAGCCCUUGUCGACAUUGUCCUCCUAGCUAGUCUUCCUUUCCGGAAUGCAUUGGAUGAAGCUCUCCCUUAUAUCCGACCUCUCCGCAACUCAAAUCUUCCAUCGGAGGAUCUCCGCGCGCUGGAGAAGCUGCCCGAAUAUAUCACGACAAACUUGACCAUGUACUGGAACGUAUGGGUCAGCGUUGCCGCAGCUCGUAUUGCUCUGUAUGCCGGUCUGGCCAUCUUUAUUUAUCAGGCUAAGGAUUCUUUUAUCGCAUCCACAUACACCGCUGCUGCUGCUGCGUCCGGCCUUGACCGGUUGAAGAGCCGCGUGGUGUUUACGUUCGCAUUCAUGGAGAUGAUGGUUUGGUUUUGGACUUUCGUCACUCUCCGUGAGGAGCGACAAGAACGAUUGACCAAGCUACUGGAAGAUGCCAAGGAUAACUAA
Penicillium angulare is the source of this 582-nucleotide messenger RNA. RefSeq lists its product as uncharacterized. Lineage: Eukaryota; Fungi; Ascomycota; Eurotiomycetes; Eurotiales; Aspergillaceae. Bases 1 to 582 code for a protein of 193 amino acids. The record is from RefSeq and is a predicted model, not a curated record. The transcript has 3 exons.